This is a messenger RNA of Metarhizium brunneum ARSEF 3297, 846 nucleotides long. RefSeq lists its product as uncharacterized. NCBI's taxonomy places the organism in Eukaryota, Fungi, Ascomycota, Sordariomycetes, Hypocreales, Clavicipitaceae. The record is from RefSeq and is a predicted model, not a curated record.
AUGCGAGCCUUGGUCCGGAAAGCCUUGACCCUCGGGUCACUGGCCGCUACAACAGCCGCUGCAACACCCAUACCCGACGCUGAGAUGGAAUACCUGUUGAACACGGCGGGUAUCGAGCUCGCUAUGAAGGCGCAGCCCAUGUUCCUGAUGGGCCAGGCAGUGGGCAGGGCACCGUGUAUGCCUUCAUGGGCCAUAGUGAACGGCACACAGGCGGCUCCGUCGAAACUGUGUGCGUGGCCGGACUCCGGGUGCGAUUGCCGAAACCCCGGCGUGCCGCUUGGGAGCCCGAUGCCGUCGUUCCCCGUGUACUUUUCCUAUUCGCGGUGCGGAAACGCGGCGGUCAGGAUUGCCUACAAUUUGUUCUAUACAAAGGAUGGAUUUAUUCCGAAUAAGAUAUUCGGGCACCCCUUUGACUGGGAACGAGUCGUCGUGAUAUGGAAUAAGAAUCAGAGUAAUGGGAUGUGGGCGCCCGCGCAAUUAUACCUGUCUCAGCAUACGGGGUAUCAAAGGAUAGAAUGGGCCCAAAUCAAGAACACGUUUAAUGCCGCCGAUGCUAGCAAGCCACGUGGUGGUCCUGACGGCCAAAAAAACUUGGAUCAUCCAAAGUGUUAUAUUUCGUCGGCGAAGCAUGAUAUGCAUCAGGAAAAGUCGACUGCGUGGAUUGACGUCUUGUCCCAGCUUACGAACAAUGCGUUCCGUUCCGACAGUUGGUGGUAUUUCCCGACCAAGGAGGAUUAUAUACUGGCGGACGAGUCAACUGAUGUUGGCAAGUUGAUAGCAAGCUUUGACUGGGGCGACGCCGAUUCAACGCCUCCAUUGGUUGCCAAGGGGCUGUGUAAUGCUUAG